This is a messenger RNA of Aspergillus heteromorphus CBS 117.55, 2730 nucleotides long. RefSeq names its product chitin synthase C. Gene Ontology annotation, cellular component: cell septum; cell periphery. Gene Ontology annotation, molecular function: chitin synthase activity. The transcript is spliced from 5 exons. NCBI's taxonomy places the organism in Eukaryota, Fungi, Ascomycota, Eurotiomycetes, Eurotiales, Aspergillaceae. The coding region runs from base 1 to 2730 and encodes 909 amino acids. The record is from RefSeq and is a predicted model, not a curated record.
AUGAGGAGCGUCCCCCGUUCGCGGUGUCCGGAGGUUAACCCGUCUCACCAGCAGGAGUACCACCCGCAGCCACAGCACCACCAACAUGGCGUCACCCUUCGAGAUCCCGCCGAAGCCCACCUCGCUCGGAGUCGCCCCAGCAUCUCCAACUCCUCUCUAACGGAGGAACAAAAUAUUUACGACCCCUCCCGAUCCGCCUCGUCCUACAGUCUCGAUGAUCUCCUCACCACCCAACCCGCAUCCGCCGAGGCCAAUCUCGGGCUGUUGUCCCCGUUCGCAACGCCCCCGACCUACCAGGCCAACCCAAACCCAGAGCUGGCAGCUGGCUCGCCGCUUCUGACCACGGGCGCUGAUUGGCAGAAUGAAGGCUGGCGCAGCAGUCAGGUCUUCAAUCCCGGAAAAUUGCAACGAUCAGGCACGCGAAAGAUCAGACUGGUGCGCGGUUCGGUUCUGAGCGUGGAUUAUCCUGUGCCGAGCGCGAUCCAAAAUUCAAUUCAGCCGAUUUACCGAGAUGCAGAAGACGCAUUUCCCGAGGAGUUCACCCACAUGAGAUAUACGGCCGCGACGUGCGAUCCGGACGAGUUCACCUUGCGCAAUGGCUACAAUCUGCGACCGGCCAUGUAUAACCGCCAUACGGAGCUCCUUAUCGCAAUCACCUAUUACAAUGAGGACAAAGUGCUCACGGCCCGAACCUUGCAUGGCGUCAUGCAGAAUGUAAGGGACAUUGUCAACAUCAAGAAGUCGGAGUUUUGGAAUAAGGGAGGCCCGGCCUGGCAGAAGAUCGUCGUCUGUCUGGUCUUCGAUGGGAUUGACCCGUGCGAUAAGCCUACCCUCGAUGUGCUGGCCACAGUUGGAAUCUACCAGGAGAAUGUGAUGAAGCGCGAUGUUGAUGGCCGGGAGACCACGGCUCACAUCUUCGAGUACACGACCCAGCUGUCCGUCACCCCAUCUCAGCAGCUUAUCCGCCCGGGCUAUAGCGACGACAAGGAAUUCCCGCCGGUGCAAAUGAUCUUUUGCCUCAAACAGAAAAACAGCAAGAAGAUCAACUCCCACCGAUGGCUGUUCAAUGCGUUCAGCCGCAUCCUCAACCCGGAGGUCUGCAUCCUGAUCGACGCGGGAACGAAACCCGGCCCCAAGUCUCUACUCGCCCUAUGGGAGGCCUUCUAUAACGACAAGAACCUAGGGGGUGCUUGCGGUGAAAUCCAUGCGAUGCUGGGCCCCCGAUGGGAGAAGGUGUUGAACCCGAUCGUUGCGGCGCAGAACUUCGAAUACAAGAUCUCUAAUAUUCUGGACAAACCGCUGGAGAGCUCUUUUGGCUACGUGAGUGUUCUGCCAGGAGCGUUCUCUGCUUAUCGCUAUCGCGCGAUCAUGGGUAGACCGCUGGAGCAAUAUUUCCACGGUGACCAUACCCUAUCGAAGAAGCUUGGCAAGAAAGGUAUUGAAGGGAUGAACAUCUUCAAGAAAAACAUGUUCUUAGCCGAAGACCGCAUUCUCUGCUUCGAGCUUGUCGCUAAAGCUGGGUUUAAAUGGCACCUUUCUUACGUGAAGGCCUCCAAGGCUGAAACUGAUGUCCCCGAACGCGCCCCCGAGUUCAUCAGUCAACGACGCCGCUGGCUGAACGGGUCCUUCGCGGCCGGGUUAUACGCGAUGAUGCAUUUUGGACGAAUUUAUAAAAGUAGCCACAGUCUGCCGCGCAUGUUUUUCUUGCAUAUUCAAGCGAUCUACACGUUUUGCAAUACCGUUAUGAGUUGGUUUUCGUUAUCUUCCUACUGGCUCACCACCUCGGUCAUCAUGAACCUGGUGGGGACGCCCAGCGCAUCGAACAAAAACAAGGGCUGGCCGUUUGGAAACACGGUGACCCCGAAGCUCAAUACCGUCCUUCAGUACGGGUACUUGGGAUUUCUUGCGCUUCAGUUCAUUCUCGCUCUGGGCAAUCGACCCAAAGGCGCAAAACUAUCCUACACAGCCUCCUUCAUCUACUUUGCCAUCGUGCAAGUAUACGUCCUCGUCCUAUCCUUCUACCUCGUCUCUCGCGCGUUCACCGGCGGCAACCUCGACUUCGACCUUGACCACGGCGUUGGGGCCUUCCUUGCCUCCUUCUUCUCCUCCGCCUCGGCCGGAAUUGUCCUCGUCGCCCUCGUCUCCACCUAUGGCAUCUACUGGAUCGCUAGUCUCCUCUACAUGGACCCCUGGCACAUGCUCACCUCUAUCUGGGCGUACAUGGCGGGCAUGACAUCAUCGAUCAACGUGCUGAUGGUCUACGCCUUUUGCAACUGGCACGACGUCUCCUGGGGAACUAAGGGGUCCGAUAAGUCCGACGCGCUGCCCUCCGCGCAGACCAAGACCCAGGGCAAGGAGCAGGAGCACUACAUCGAGGAGGUGGACAAGUCGCAGGCUGAUAUCGACAGUCAGUUUGAGACGAUCGUGAAGCGUGCGCUCGAGCCCUUCGUCGAGGAGGAGGAGGACGAGAGUCGCAGUCUGGAUGAUUCGUAUAAAAGUUUCAGAACGAAGCUGGUCUUGUUGUGGACUUUUUCUAAUGCCUUCCUGGCGAUUUGUAUUACGAGUGAGGGUGUUGAUAAAAUUGGGUUUACGAAUACUUCCACCGUCCGAACAAGCAACUACUUCCGCGCCAUCCUCUGGGCCACGGCCGGCUUGUCCUUCUUCCGCUUCCUCGGCGCCCUGUAUUUCCUCGCCAAGACGGGCGUCUUGUGUUGUAUCUCCCGGCGCUAG